This is a messenger RNA of Coregonus sp. 'balchen', 719 nucleotides long. Lineage: Eukaryota; Metazoa; Chordata; Actinopteri; Salmoniformes; Salmonidae. The record is from the annotation of a GenBank genome assembly.
GAGGAUCUUGAGAGUCAGACAGCAUCCUGUCUCAAGCAGUUGGCCGAGGAGGAACUAUCUCAACAAGAAGACAGUAUCUUUGCAGGCAAGAAACCAAAACCUCUUCUAGAAUGGUAUGGGAAACCGUUUAUACGAUAUUGCACUUUACCAGGAAAAUGUAUUUCGGUAUGGACGGUGAUGUCCUAGUUUAAGUUGUAAAGGUUUUUAGGCUGGCGUAAAUGUAUUUUUGCUACUCCCCUCCCUUCCCCCCACACCCUCUUGACUCAUGAUGCAACAAAAGCACUUCCUGGCCUCAAUAUGUCACUUUAAGAUUUUGUUAUGAGCUAUGCGUUCAUGCGUUCAUGGAAACUUGCACUUCAGAAAUCAAAACAAGUUGCUCUAAAACCUCUUUCCCUGUGUCCCUACCUAUUCUCUCUCUCUCUCUCUCUCUCUCUCACUGAGUGAAAUAUGACAGAACUUUCAAUGAUGUAGCCUGACAGUAGCAAUAUGACCAACAUAUACAAUUACAAUGUGUCAAAACUUCCCACGAUUUAUGAACUUGUUUCACUUUUACAUUCUAGUCAAGCUCUCUGGUUGUGUGCGAGGUGGACGAGAGUCUGAAAGAAAAACUGAAGAAGUUCAGAUUUCGAAAAGAGACCAACAAUGCAGCCAUCUUGAGUGAGUAUGACUUCAUUGAAAACAUGUUCCUCAGUAGCCCAAUUGUCAUCUGUUUCACCUAA